Molecule: messenger RNA, 2247 nt
Organism: Symbiodinium necroappetens
Lineage: Eukaryota; Dinophyceae; Suessiales; Symbiodiniaceae
Source: the annotation of a GenBank genome assembly
AUGGUCAUGGAGUUCUGCCUCCACCAAGUGGGCCAGCGAACUGCACGAACAGUGCAGACAGGGGUGUAUUUGCUGUGGCAGUACAAGGUCUGCUGGACACCUGAGACUUCCAACGACAUACAUGCCAAGGUUGCCAAACGCCUGGUGGAAUGCCUACGCCGCAACGAAGGCCUGUACGUCAAGUUUGGCCAGGCAAUGUCAACUAUGGACGUUAUUCUGCCGGAGGAAUACAAAUCCGAGCUGAAGACUUUGCAUGACCAAGCCGCGACUUUUGAGUUCAAAGAAGUCCGGAGAGUUGUUGAGUCGCAGCUGGGCCAAAGCUUGAGCGAGGUGUUCUCGGAAUUCGAGGAGACUCCCAUUGCUUCUGCCAGCAUUGCGCAAGUGCACCGUGCACAACUGCGGCCAGAGUUUGCAGAGGGGCAUGAAGGCAACGACUCCUUGGCUGUGGCAGUCAAAAUCCAGAAGCCGAACAUCCCGGCCCAGAAUAGAUGUGACCUUGCGGUGUACAAGCUCGUACUGACCGUCUUGGAGUAUGCCUUCGAUUUGCCAAUGGUUUGGACAUAUGGCUACACGCGCCAGCAAUUGGAAGCAGAGCUCGACUUCCGCAUAGAGGCACGCCAUGCCCGCCAGGCAGCUGAAGAGCUGGACGCGUGCAGUCAAUUCCGUGGAAAAGUCAUCGUGCCAGCUGUUCAGGGGAAGGUUUCGGGAGAACACGUACUGGUCAUGGAGUGGGUGGACUCCUUGGGCCCUGCCAGCGAUAGCAAUGCCUUGAAGAAAGCGGGGCUUAGGCCCGUAGAUGUGAUGCGGACGGCAACUGAAGUCUUUGGGUAUCAGAUCUUCAGCACGGGCCACGUGCACUGCGAUCCCCACCCCGGAAACUUGUUGGUGCGCUUGGCUCCUGCAGAAAGCUCUGAGAAAUGGCAACUGGUCCUUCUAGAUCAUGGCCUCUACUGCGAAUUGAACCCGGCUUUGCGCCGUGACUACGCAGACUUUUGGGUGGCAGCUGCUUUGGGGGACACCGCAUCCACGGUCCGAAUCUGCAGUCAGUGGGGCAUUGCUGAUCAAGAUGCUGCAGAGCUCUUUGCUUCAUUGACUCAGUUCCGACGGGUGCGCUUGGGGGCCCAAAGACUAGAUGCCAUGGCCUCCCUUUUUGGGUCGCGGGGCAACAAGAAGGCUGAUGUGAUGCCACAUGCCCCGAAGAAGCUCACUGCGAAAGCAAUGGCCGAAGCUCAGCAGAAGCUGAAGGCUCGUGCGAAGAAGGUUCUGGGAGAUACAGCCGCCUUCCCCCGUGAGUUAUUGUUCGUCGGGCGGAGCUUGAAUAUGAUCCGCUCCGCUAACUUUGCCCUGGGCACGGCUGUGAACCGUGUGGCCAUCCUAGCAGAGUGUGCUGCAGCAGGUGCUGCGCUCCAGGGCGGGUCCUUGGCUUCCAGGCGGAUGGCCGUCUGGAAGUUUCACUUCAGAGUCCAGAGCCUCCUCUUUCUCAGCAAGCUCUUCCAGCUUUGGCAAAGUCUGAGCUCUCUUGGCCUUGCUCCAGCAUUGUUGGGGCUCACGGGCCUCUUCUUGCGAUUGAGCCAACAAAAGCCGUGGAGCCACGCGGCCUUCCCGGCCCGGAGGCCGGAGGCUGAGGUGACCGCAGGUGAGCAUGCAGCAGUUGACCUCGCGGGAUUUUGCACGAGCGCAGCGCUCGAGGAGGACAUGCUCAGUGCAAUGGUGGCUCGAAUCAUGGCGUGGUAUCCUUCCUACGUCAUUACAUUGAUCUUUCUAUGCGUCGUCUUUUUCUCCUACAGUGCUUGGGACUGGACCAGCUUCUUGGCACACGUCUUCCUAAUCAGCGGCAGUUUCCAAGAACAUCGAGAGGCUGCAUUUCCUUAUUUGCCUUGCAGUUGGUGGUUCACUUGCCUGGCUGCCUACACCCUGGCGUGGCUUCCCAUGCACAACAUCCUCAGGCUUAGCAGCGACUCCGUAAUUUGGACGAUGUUUGUCAUGGCAACUGCCGUUGUGAUCCCGUCGGUGCUCCUGGAGUGGCUUUUCUUCAAGGACAUGGCCAUCUUUGAGAUGUUUCAGUACAGUUUCGCAUUCUUUUACGGGCAAGCCUUGGCAGUGUGGCAGGUGAAUCACUGCAUGCUAUUGCAAGUGCAGACGGCAGCACCUUCACGCCAGCUUCGAAUCCUGCAGUUGGGCACUCGUUUGCAGAAUGUUUUUGGCCAGGAUGCUGUACGAAGCGUCCAGCCAUUGUUUGAUGUCUAG